GUUCUACUUCAAGCAGCUCAGUUGAAAUUGAACGCGAACGGAACUCUGACUAAAUCUCAGUAAACACAAGUGCACACAGAUAUCUGAUGGACGCCGCUCGAUAUUGGCACUUGCUGCUGCUGGCCUGCGUUGUUGUGGCUCAAAGUCAGCUGACGAAUGGCCAGCAAUCCGAGGGGUCGAUGUCGCCAUGUGGCUUAGCGGAAAUUUGCGUCACCGAACAGCGCUGCGCCGAGUCGGACGAUUCGGGACGCGGUGCGAUUGGGCCAAGGAUGGCGCGCGUCUGCGGCGAAGGGCUUGUGUGCUGCGACCAGGAGCAGCUCGACAGCUGGGACGCCGAGCAGAACAGGACGGAUGCGCAGAAAGCCACAAUCACACCCACAACCAGAACCACCGAGGAAUCCUACUACGAGAGCUGCGGCAAGGACAUGGAAUGCGUGCCACGAAAACUGUGCCGCGACAACAUUAUUAUCGAUGAUGGUCGCUAUCUUGUGCAUCCCCGCCUCGGCGAUCAGCCGUGCACAAAAGCCCUGCAUCGCUGCUGUGCUGUGGACCAGCGAGUGGCCGCCAAUGAGAGCUCGUACGCUGUAAAUCUGAAUAAUUUCAAGUACCUAGGCUGCGGGCAUAGCAAUCCCAAGGGCCUUAUCACGGAUUUUAAGUACCAAGAGGAUGUUGCGGUCUUUGGGGAAUUUCCCUGGAUGGUGGCGCUGCACACCGGACGCAAUCAGUACCUAUGUGGCGGUACGUUGAUUCAUCGACAACUGGUUCUGACGAGUGCCCACAAUAUAAGGAACCAAACCGUGGACACUCUGGUAGCACGAGUUGGUGACUGGGAUCUGAGCAGCGUCGACGAACCAUACGAGUUUCAGGCACGCCGCAUAAAGCAAAUAAUCGCGCACGAGGAAUUCGAUCCCGGUUCCCAUUACAAUGACAUUGCCCUGCUGGUGCUGGAUGAGCCCAUUGAUAUUCAGCCCCACAUUCAACCGCUUUGCCUACCUCCGCCAGAGACGCCCAAGCUGCUGGCGGAGUUACGGGAGGCCCUGUGCUAUGCCACAGGUUGGGGUAGUCGACUGCCGGACAGCAACAGGAAUGAGCGGCAGCUAAAGCGUAUAGAUUUACCCAUUGUCAGCAAGGCCGAGUGCCAGGGCAAUCUGAGACUCACACAAGUGGGUAGGCGAUUUCGACUGCGACCCAGCUUCAUCUGCGCUGGCGGCGUCAAAGGAAAGGACACGUGCAAGGGCGACGGCGGCUCACCGUUGUUCUGCACCUUGCCUGGGCAGACCGAUCGCUAUCGCCUGGCGGGCAUCGUUUCGUGGGGCGUUAGCUGCGCCGAGGAAGACGUACCGGCCGUCUAUGCAAACGUUCCAUACCUACGCAGUUGGAUCGACGAGAAAGUGAAUUCACUCGGCCUUGAAUUGGAGACCGUUUAGGCCAAUCAAUAAAAUACAAUCUGACAUUAUUUUGUUAAGCAA
Molecule: messenger RNA, 1469 nt
Organism: Drosophila montana
Lineage: Eukaryota; Metazoa; Arthropoda; Insecta; Diptera; Drosophilidae
Product: phenoloxidase-activating factor 2
Exons: 3
Coding region: 87-1427 (446 amino acids)
Biological process (GO): proteolysis
Molecular function (GO): serine-type endopeptidase activity
Source: RefSeq, a predicted model, not a curated record